AUGACCAUCACCUAUGCCUUGAUCCAGAUGCUUGAGAAAGUGGCUGAGAAGACCAACAGGGCUCGGAUCAUCACCAAGGCGGAAGUGUACAAGCUGCUGGUGAAUGCCGGGGCCGUCGUCGGCUGCGAGUACAAGAAGGCUGGCAAGACCAUCAAGGAGUUCGGACCCAUGAUCCUGGCCUCCGGCGGCUUCGGCGCCGACUUCGGAGCGGACUCACUGCUGGCCACAUACCGCCCGGAUUUGCUCCACCUGCCCACCACCAACGGCGAGCACUGCACCGGCGAUGCCAUCAAGAUGGGCGAGGCAAUUGGUGCCACCACCAUCGACCUUGAGUGGGUCCAGGUGCACCCGACUGGCCUCGUCAAGCCGGACGACCCCGAUGCCAAGGUCAAGUUCCUGGCUGCUGAGGCCCUGCGAGGCGUGGGCGGAAUUGUCCUCGAUGCCAAUGGCGACCGAUUCUGCAACGAGCUGGGCCGUCGCGACUACGUCACGGGAGAGAUGUGGAAGAACAAGCCUCCCUUCCGCCUGUGCCUGAACAAGGCCGCCGCCGAUGAGAUCAUCUGGCACGCCAAGCACUACACCGGCCGUGGCGUCAUGAAGUUCUACCCCUCCGGUGAGGACCUGGCAAAGGACAUGGGCGUGCCUCUCCAGAAGCUCGUGGAUGCCCACCAGAAGCACUUCGAGGCGGCGAAGAAGCAGGAGAAGGACCCUGAUGGCGGCCCUUUCCCGGCCUAUCCGUCCGGCAAGACCUGGGAUGAGCCCAGUGGCAAGACCGGUAGCGGCAAGAAGUUCUUCCACAACAUCAUUGACGGCUCGAAGGCCUCAACCCUAAACCCUAAACCCUAA
Messenger RNA from Symbiodinium natans, 846 nucleotides. NCBI's taxonomy places the organism in Eukaryota, Dinophyceae, Suessiales, Symbiodiniaceae. The record is from the annotation of a GenBank genome assembly.